CAGGCAGGCGGCAAGCAAGCAACAGCUGCUUUAGUAGCUUCUUCCAUCACUGGUUUUGAUUGCUGCUCGGCGGCGCGUGACAAGACUAGCAGAGGAGAGAGUGAUAGUUUCAGAAAGAGGAGCUUUUCUUGAAGAGGGUGGAAGGAGAUCGAUCAAGAACUCGAGAUGUGCAUGGACAAGUCCGCCGUGCCGGCGAAGAAGAUCUGGCUCGCAAUCGCCGCCCGCCUCGGCCUCCGCCCAACAGCCGGGCUGCGGAACCUGAGGAAGGAGGUGAGGACGUGCGAGUACCGCGACGUGCACGUCAUGUGGGAGAUGCUCAGGGAGAUGGGCUCCCCGGCGAUGCCCCUGGAGGAGAAGGAGGCCGCCGCCGCCGCGGCCGUCGCGGCGGCCGCCGCCGCCAGGAAGAAGAAGACGGCCUGGAGGCGGUUCGUAUACUACUGCUGCGCGUUCUGAUCAUCUGAUGUCGAUGAACGCGGAAACUGGGCAUCGUCAGAGUUAGAGCAGAGGCCAUGUGUAAUUAGAAACAGCAUUGGCCCUCUCACAGAGUGUGCAAAUAGGCAGAUGCGCAAAUAAGUGCAUAGGUGGAUCCUGAUGUUCCACUGGAGAUCAUCGCCAUAUGCGCGAACAUAGGAUCCGGAUGAUGAGGGUGUGAAUUCAGAAAAUGGGCAA
This is a messenger RNA of Lolium rigidum, 669 nucleotides long. RefSeq lists its product as uncharacterized. Bases 166 to 453 code for a protein of 95 amino acids. The record is from RefSeq and is a predicted model, not a curated record. The transcript has 2 exons. NCBI's taxonomy places the organism in Eukaryota, Viridiplantae, Streptophyta, Magnoliopsida, Poales, Poaceae.